AUGGAGGCAAUUUUUGCAGAUCAGCAUCAAUCAAUCUCUCCAUACAAGCAAAUGAAAAACCCAGCAACGAAGAUCAACAGGACAACUACUCGCAGUUUCGUUUCAAGAUCCAUAGAAAACAUGCCUCCUAUAAACUACAACAACAAUAUCCAUGGAGGCCUCUUCUUUGCUACUCCACAUAAUUCCCUCUCCUUCUCCUACCCUCCUCCAUCUUCUCUUUCAGUUUUAAAUCCACACCAACAGAAUUAUCAUCAAAAGCAUGCCCAGCCACCUCUCCUUCCUCUUCCAAUCUCUAAACCUCACCACAAGUCUCUUCCUUCUCGAAGCCAGAGCCUUUCUUGCCCACCUACUGCUGCAAGAAAGACUAAUAGACCCAGAGACCAAUCUCUCACCCCAAAGAAAUCUAAACAACCCAAAACCAAAAAGGUAGAAGAGCCAAAAAAGGAAUCUUUGAUUGUUGAAUCUACUGUACCAUUAGGACCUGACCCAAAAGAUUUACCGAAAGAUGUUUCGAAGGUUUUAUCAUCAUCAGUGACUGUAUCAGGUAAUGAUGUUAUUAGUAAUACUGUUUUUAUGGAAGAUUUUGAGAAGUUUUCAGGUUCGGUGUUUACACUAUCUCCACACCCAAGCAGCUUGCCUUUGCCCAAGUUUUCCACGAGAACAAAGCUUAGUUGCACUACUGAAGCUGCCGGCAUCGACGCUGGAGCUACAGAUAAUCUCCGGCGACUUUUACGUCUCUAG
This is a messenger RNA of Dovyalis caffra, 741 nucleotides long. Lineage: Eukaryota; Viridiplantae; Streptophyta; Magnoliopsida; Malpighiales; Salicaceae. The record is from the annotation of a GenBank genome assembly.